GCGCCGCGCCGGCGGGGACCCCGCUCUUCUCCCGCUUCGCUAGAGCAGGACCGGCGCCUGCUAACUCCCGUGCCGGGGCCGCCGGUUUCGGGGUGCCUUGGCCAGCAGGAGGAAGCUCCGCUUGUAACUGUUAAAAAGUGUGUGCCCGAAAGGACUCUCAGCUCACCGCGGGACGCAGGGACAGAGCGCGCCCCACCUCAGGAGCGGGAGGCUGCGUGACUCUGUCGGAGAGCCUCCCUGCCUCCCGCCAGACUGUGCGAUGGGAGAACUCUGCGCAAGAUACAAAACUUUGGGGAGUCUGUCGGCAGCCUGCAAAUGCAGAGGGGGCUGGAGUGGAGCGCGGGGGGCGGGUGCCUGAGCCGUGGGAGCUGCUGCGGAUUUUGAAAGUUCUCCGAGUCCAAAGGGCUGUUGAGGGUUUCUGCACUGCCAGAGGCUGGAGCUCUUGGGAGAGAACUCGCGCCCGCCUAGUGAAGAGAGGACUUUGUGUCCACGCAGAACAUGGAACCACGCGCCACGCUGGCUGAAGUUCCACACGCCAGCCUGAAGCCUCCGAGUUUUGCCAGACAGAAAGUUCCACACAGAUUUGUCGGUGUUAACGCCUCAGACAUCAACUACUCAGCUGGCCGAUACGACCCCUCGGUCAAGCCCCCCUUUGACGUGGGCUUCGAAGGCGUGGGCGAGGUGGUGGCCUUAGGCCUCUCUGCCAGCGCCAGCUACUCUGUGGGCCAGGCAGUGGCCUACAUGGCCCCUGGCGCCUUCGCUGAGUACACAGUUGUGCCUGCCAGGGCUGCCACGCCGGUGCCCGCAGCGCAGCCCGAGUACCUUGCCCUGCUGAUAAGUGGCACCACGGCCUACAUCAGCCUGAACGAGCUGGCAGCCCUGUCGGAAGGCAAGAAGGUUUUGGUGACCGCAGCCGCGGGGGGCACCGGCCAGUUUGCCGUGCAGCUGGCCAAGAAGGCCAAGUGCCACGUCAUCGGGACCUGCUCCUCGGAGGGCAAGGCGGCUUUUCUGAGAACCCUGGGCUGCGACCGCCCCAUCAACUAUAACACCGAGCCCGUGGACGCUGUCCUGAAGCGCGAGUACCCCCAAGGUGUGGAUGUGGUGUAUGAGUCUGUGGGGGGCGCCAUGUUUGACUUGGCGGUGGACGCCCUGGCCACCCAUGGGCGCCUCAUCGUCAUCGGCUUUAUCUCUGGCUACCAGACCCCUGCGGGCCUUGCUCCGGUGAAGGCUGGGGCCCUGCCAGCCAAGCUGCUGAAGAAGUCAGCCAGUGUCCAGGGCUUCUUCUUGAACCAUUACCUCUCUAAGUACCAGGCAGCCAUGGAGCACUUGCUGCAGAUGUGUGCACGGGGAGAGCUGGCCUGUGAGGUGGACCUUGGACAUGCAUCUGCCCAGGGCAGGUUUGCAGGCCUGGAGUCCGUCUUCCGGGCUGUCGAUUACAUGUACAUGGGAAAAAACACUGGAAAAAUCGUAGUUGAAUUACCUCAUUCUGUCAACAGCAAGCUGUAAAAACAGAACAAUGACAUAAAUCAAAGGAGAAAGAGAAUAGGCACUUUAUGCCUCAGAAUUACUCAAAUCCAUUUAUUUUUAGUUGCUAAUGGGUAUAAUAUUUCUUAAAACAAAAGUAAAGUGUUAAUGAAUAGGUUUCUCUCUUUCUUUCCUUUUUUUUUUUUUUUUUUUUUGUUGUUGUUGUUAUUUGGCCUUUUUCCCUGAAAAACAACGUGCUAAUAAAAUUCCCUCCACAGCUCGAGGUAGGACCUUCACAUUCAAUGGUUCAGUCAUGGACAGUCUCCUUCCAGAUUUUAUUGUUCUAGGAAACCAAAUUAAUUCCUUAUGCAAGAUCUGAUCAAAUCAGUAUGUCUUCAGCUGGAUGAGAUUUUAAAAUAGGUCUUGAAAACAGUUCACAAAUUCUUUGUUUGGGGAGAGUCUGGUCCUAUGCUAAUAAGUAGUUGAUAAAUGAGAGAUACAGCAAAAGUCACCAUGUUCAGAGAUCACAUCCUCCGGACAUCUGAGCUGUCACACCCUUUUUCUAAGUCACUAGCAACUAUCAAAAUAGAAAUUUGGAGAAAUUCCCCCCAGAACCUCGAUUUCAUUGGAUUAUUAGGAAAAUGAUUACGUGAACACAGACCUAUUUCAAAGCCAUAGCUGCUAUUUUGUGACUUUUAUGCACAAUCCUCAUGGCAAAAAAAACUUGCGGAACAGGGCAUUCUUCUCUUCCCAAAGUGUUGAAGGCUUUGAUAAAAAAAAAAGCACAGAUUUGGGGGUGGGGG
Messenger RNA from Talpa occidentalis (Iberian mole), 2267 nucleotides. RefSeq names its product prostaglandin reductase 3 (gene PTGR3). The coding region runs from base 499 to 1506 and encodes 335 amino acids. Gene Ontology annotation, cellular component: mitochondrion. The transcript is spliced from 2 exons. Lineage: Eukaryota; Metazoa; Chordata; Mammalia; Eulipotyphla; Talpidae. Gene Ontology annotation, molecular function: oxidoreductase activity; zinc ion binding. The record is from RefSeq and is a predicted model, not a curated record.